Molecule: messenger RNA, 872 nt
Organism: Rhizopus microsporus ATCC 52813
Lineage: Eukaryota; Fungi; Mucoromycota; Mucoromycetes; Mucorales; Rhizopodaceae
Exons: 2
Coding region: 1-714 (237 amino acids)
Cellular component (GO): plasma membrane
Molecular function (GO): acetate transmembrane transporter activity
Source: RefSeq, a predicted model, not a curated record
AUGACAGAAGUUGCAACUAAUAACAAUAAUCAAGCUGAUUUGGAGGCUAAAUACCAAGUACCUUCACCUCAACAACAACAACAGCAACAACAACCCCAGAUCAUUACUACUCCUGUCUAUGCAGCUCCUACGGUAGCUAAUCCAGGUCCUUUGGGUCUUAGUUCCUUUGCUCUGACUACCUUUGUCUUAUCUUUGCACAAUGCAGGUGCUGGUUUACCUGCAGAUGGCCCCAAUAAUGUUGUUGUGGGUUUAGCUCUCUUUUAUGGUGGCCUUGUUCAGAUAUUGGCGGGUAUGUGGGAAUUCCGAACUGGUAACACAUUUGGUGCUACUGCAUUUUCUUCUUAUGGUGGAUUCUGGUUAUCUUUUGCAACCAUCUUUAUCCCUGGUUUUAAUGUUAUUGAGUCUUAUGCUAAAGUGCCAUCUUCUGUCUUGGAGCAAUCUCUCGGUAUCUAUUUGCUCUCAUGGGCUAUAUUCACGGGUAUUUUGCUUAUCGCUUCCCACCGAUCCUCAGUUGGUUUGAUCAGUUUAUUCUUCUUCCUCUUUAUUACCUUUAUUCUCUUGGCUGCUGCUAAAUUCAAUAACAGUUUGACUACUCAAGUUGCUGGUGGUGCAUUUGGUGUGAUUACUGCCAUUAUUGCUUGGUAUAAUGCUCUCUCUGGUCUCUUGACAAAGGACUCCUCUCACUUCCUCUUACCCACGGGUCGUCUCAACUAAAAAAAAAAAUUGAAAUAGCGGGAAAAUUCUUUCCCUACUAAAAGCAACCCCACACUUUCCUUUAAUAUUAUUUGUCUAUCCUUACAAUCUAUUAUUUUCUCUUAAUAACUUAAUUAUUACUGCAGUAAUAAACUAUCGUUUUUUUUUUGUUUACUCAA